This is a messenger RNA of Pocillopora damicornis (cauliflower coral), 1064 nucleotides long. RefSeq lists its product as uncharacterized. The record is from RefSeq and is a predicted model, not a curated record. Lineage: Eukaryota; Metazoa; Cnidaria; Anthozoa; Scleractinia; Pocilloporidae.
UGACGAAUAGAGUUAACUAUUGGAGUUUUUGCCAAGACUUAUACCCUCAAACGAUGAAAGUUUGGCUUGCUUUUUUUCCCUUCUUGAUAACAACGUGUACGGCAAUAACUAAGAAGAGAUGCCAGUUCGAUACGAAAACGAAGGCUAAACUGAACAAAUUGCUUCCAAUGCUGCUAGAGUUGAGCGUAGAUGUACUCAAGACAAAAGAAACGAUUGAAAAAAGAUGGGUAAAUGACAACUACCAGGUGGCUUCCGUAGAGUCAAUAGUUACACCUAUCCAACAAUUACAGGCUACGAAGAAAACUACGCCUCAAAGCACUUUAGAAGUGAACUACCGUAUUUUGAAAGUGUUCCUGCCACUCAUAAGAACGUUGAAAAGGCAACUCAGCGCUUUCUCAGUGGCUAGAGAUGUAACGUAUCAGCUUCAGGAAAUUAGGUGGAAAGUUGAAAAUACAAUGAUUUUUGUUCGGGCGAUUCAAAAUGCAUUGAAGCCUGGCCAGCCGCAAACAUCAAGUCUUCGCCCCAGCACGACCGCUGUCAGUAACUCAACUCUCAACUCAGUUAGUGGUGUUCCGAUUGUUGUCCAGACCCCAACAACAGCUGCACCCUCGGCCAUAACACUUUAUGGAGUUGCUGUGAAAGCAUCCGCUAUGCUGGAAGAUUUUUACACUGAAAUUGUCGUAAUGCAAGUGGACCUUGUGAAACCGCAGCAAGUGCUUGACGAAAACAUUCGUGUAGUCAAAGCCUUCAUCUCACUAACGAGGAAUUCCACAAAACAGCUUAGCCAUCUGAAACUUGGUGAGAAGUUGAUGAUACGGGAGGGAAUGAAUCGAAUAAAACGUCUGGCGAACGCAUUGGUGCAGCGACGUUUACCAAGGAUUUUGAUCGAAAUGAAGCGGGGCUCAAGAGGGAAAAGAACUAGUGGAUUACGAGGAGGCCGGCAGAUGAACAAUACAGACAUCACACCACAGACACCACUUGCUUUAACCAAACCUUCAAGUGUCACAUCAAUCCAUGGCUCCACAACUGUUCAGGAUUUGUUUUCCGAACACAAAUCAUUCUGA